UAUGAAUAGAAAAAGAGAAAAUUGGAGGGAAGUUGUGAUGGUCAGAUUCUGAAAAUCCGAAAGAAAAAGAAAACAGAUAAUAGAGAGGAAAAGUGUGAAUCGGAGAGGAAAAUGAAUUCCCUGGCCACUCGAUCCUUCACAUCCAAAUCCUCCCUCUUCCUUCUCUCUCGAUUCACCCAAUUUUUCUCAACCACCCCCACCCCAUCACCUCCCCACUCCGAUUUCCAGAAUUACCCACCAACCCUUGAUGGCUUGCGCCGCCGCCUUGCUGCUGAAUCCCCCACCUUGGCCCACUUCAUCAAGCUCCAGUCCGACCAUUCUUAUUCCGUCGAGGUUGGCACCAAGAAGAAGCCGUUGCCCAAGCCCAAAUGGAUGAAGGAGUCCAUCCCCGGUGGGGAAAAGUACACUCAGAUCAAGAGAAAAUUGAGGGACUUGAAAUUACAUACCGUUUGUGAGGAGGCUAAGUGCCCUAAUUUGGGGGAGUGUUGGUCUGGAGGUGAGACGGGAACUGCAACUGCCACCAUUAUGAUUCUUGGUGAUACUUGUACUCGCGGCUGCAGAUUUUGCAAUGUAAAGACAUCACGCACUCCGCCUCCUCCUGAUCCAAAUGAGCCCACAAAUGUUGCUGAGGCAAUAGCUUCAUGGGGUUUGGAUUACGUGGUGAUUACUAGUGUUGAUCGUGAUGAUUUACCUGAUCAAGGAAGUGGUCAUUUUGCAGAGACGGUGCAGAAACUUAAGACGCUGAAGCCAGCUAUGCUUAUAGAAGCUUUAGUUCCUGAUUUUCGCGGAAACUCUGGCUGUGUCGAAAAAGUUGCUAAAUCUGGGUUAGAUGUUUUUGCACACAAUAUUGAAACUGUUGAGGAGCUUCAGAGUGUAGUUCGUGAUCACCGUGCUAACUUCAAGCAAUCCCUGGAUGUCCUAGUGAUGGCAAAAGACUAUGCCCCACCAGGUACACUCACCAAAACUUCAAUAAUGUUGGGAUGUGGAGAAACACCUGACCAAGUAGUAAAAACUAUGGAGAAAGUCAGGGCAGCUGGUGUUGAUGUCAUGACAUUUGGUCAGUACAUGCGACCAUCAAAGCGUCACAUGCCGGUGUCAGAGUACAUAACUCCUGAAGCCUUUGAGAAGUAUCGGACUCUAGGCAUGCAAAUGGGAUUUCGGUAUGUAGCAUCUGGGCCCAUGGUGAGGUCCUCAUACAAGGCCGGUGAAUUCUAUAUCAAAUCCAUGAUAGAGUCAGAUCGUGCUGCAUCUUCUACAUAGAGGUCAACCUUCUGGUGAUUGACGGUCACUUAUGUAAAGUGAACACCCUUAACGCUGAUUUUCAAGAUUGGGAAAUAUUUCAUUCUUUUGCGAGGACACGCUUCACCCGCUUCUACGGACUCUUUUUCACCCUAGAUUCCAUUCUGCUAGAUGGCUUCUUCAUGUGGUUCUUGGACUUUUGUCAUUUCAAAUCAUGGUAUUUCUUAGUUGUACAUCCGGUUUUGGUGUAAAUUGCAAUUAGCAUAUUGAAAAGACCCCUCAGUUGGUCUUGCUACACAAAGGCUGAUGUUAUAUUAGAAAUCAUUACUGUAUGGAUAACUUUAAUAAAUGGUAUUCCAACAUGGUUGUGAUCCUAA
Molecule: messenger RNA, 1616 nt
Organism: Sesamum indicum (sesame)
Lineage: Eukaryota; Viridiplantae; Streptophyta; Magnoliopsida; Lamiales; Pedaliaceae
Product: lipoic acid synthase 1
Biological process (GO): lipoate biosynthetic process
Cellular component (GO): mitochondrion
Molecular function (GO): lipoate synthase activity; 4 iron, 4 sulfur cluster binding
Source: RefSeq, a predicted model, not a curated record